Molecule: messenger RNA, 2373 nt
Organism: Onychostoma macrolepis
Lineage: Eukaryota; Metazoa; Chordata; Actinopteri; Cypriniformes; Cyprinidae
Exons: 3
Coding region: 976-1728 (250 amino acids)
Source: RefSeq, a predicted model, not a curated record
UUUGCAUUGUAUGUUAUUUUUCUUUAAGUGUAUAAGUAUUUUUAAGCUUAUUAUGAAGCAACCUUGAGAUUCUGAAAUGAUAGAUAAGACAUUUUAUUUGUAUAGCAAUAGAUAAACAGCUUUUUUGUGUAAAUUAUCAUUUACAAUACCAAAUUAUACUCCCAUGGUUAACUCUGAACACUAUAGUUAGUCAAUUCCUUUUCUUUUAAACAGCAAAACCUUUACUGAAACAUUUAGAAUUUUAUAUAUGACACUUUCAAACCAGUACUGAGAACUACCUUCAAAUAUAAGACAACACCGCUAAUACUGACUUAACAUUUCCGAAGUUUUGGAGUCUUCAGCACGUAUAAUACCAUGUAUAAUAUCUUAAAAACUUUUAGUUCCUAUAAGUAAGUUAUGGGCUUUACUAAAAUGUUUAUGUGAUAAAAUAUUCAUAAUUUGCUCUUAAUUUUAUGUUCCAUUUCAUUUGUAGUUCAGCUAUUUGUAAAAUAUUUGAAAAGCCCAGCUUAAUGCACGUCCUAAUAUGAAUAAUACAAAAAACGUGCAAUAAUGACUGUGUAAAUCCCUGCACAGUAUGACAUAUUUAUGAGUGAUUUUGAGUCACAGUCAUCUGUCUUGGCACCAGCUGCAGUUCCAGCACGACCAACUGGAGUCAAAGUCAAUGACAGGCUGGAGUUCAUCUUAUCAAAAAGUCAUAAAGCAGAGAGUAGCCUGUCAUUUUAGGAGACACACUGUUCCUAAAUAGGGACUUACUGAUACGCUGUAUACACACAGAAUGAACUUUGAACAGUGUGCCUAUGAUGACGUGACUGAUAAACACACAUUAAUGUGGGAUGGAGGGGAGAGAUAAACCUCAGGCCAUGUAGAUUUAAUUUCAACAGUAGCCCCAAGGAAGCCUGCAUGCUGCUGCUCUUCUUCUUUUGUUUGAUUGUAUUGCAAAGACUGUAUUAACAUUUCCCCUGAGUUCAUAAGACCAUGACUAUCGGCAGGAGCUCCAGAAAGAACAAGGCCCCUCGUUCUCCUCCGUUCCUGGACAAGGCUAAUGGAUUCUAUGGGCGCUUGGAUGAGAUGUUUGGAGAUGAUGUACAGAAGGAGAGUGAGACCACAGAAGAACAGAUAGGAACCUUAAACCUGAGCACCCAAGAUAAUAGCACAGCUCCAGGCUGGAUAGAAGAAGAUGACAAUGUGGUUGAUUUUAACCAGGGUGUGAUGGAUGACGAUGGGACCACUUUACUGAAGAGAAAGCCCAGCAGACUGAGUCGCCGCUGGAGCAGGAUGAGCUCCAGGAAGGGAAAAUAUGACAAAUUUUCCUCAGAAAAAGAACUUGGUAAUGAGACCAACAAGCCCACCUCUGUAGAUCUAAACCCAGAAGUGCCACCAGCAACCCAAACCCUGGGAAACAGCAAGGAACCAGAACCAGAGAGGGAGCAUGCUGAUGACCAGAUUCUGAUAUCAGGGAAGAAAGAAGGAAAACGGGAAAUGGAAGACACAAGAAAAGAGAAGAAGACAGAAGACAAACUGAAUGGAGAGUUAAUGGAAGUUGUAAAGAGGAACACACUCAAGAAUUAUCGCAAGUCCGUGGACAGAGCUUUCCGUCGAGGAUGGGAGACUUUCGUUGCCAAUCUGUACAGUGUGACACUGACACCUAUAUCAUCAACCUCCUCUUCAUCCACACCAUCAGACAAAUCUGAAUUAAACAGGAAUCGUGUUUUAGCAGAAUUCAGAUAACAGUAGAACAAACUGAUUUGUAUUUUCAAAUUGAUGAGUAAUUUCAUUUAUUAAUUUAAAUGUGCUCAAAUAUUUAAUAUGCAUUGUUGUUCUUGCAUAAAACUGAUAGCCAUCGAUCUUGUUUUAAAAUGAUCAUUAUGUAACCUGACAUGAAAGGACAAUAUUUGAACUUUUUAUCAGUGUAUGAAUUUGUUAUCACAGUGCUAACUAAAGAGGCGUCUACCUGAUCUUUGUUCCCUUGUGAGAAAACAUGAGGCCUAUGCUAUUAAUAUCCAGCAUGGACAGAUCUUUUUUAUUUGAUGUGAUAAUGUUGUGAGCUGUGAACAGUAGAGUUCCUGUACUUUGGCCAUGAACGUGUAUUACAGGUUAUGUAGUCUACCAAAGGCUUAACUCUUAAAAAAAACAAAAAACUGGGAGCUCAUGGAUUUAAAAAAUGUCAUCAACAGUUAACAUCACUGGCAGUGAAGUAUAUAAAUAACUGAGCCAAGAGAUGAAGUAAAGAUGGCUUUUGUUUUCUUUGGACUUAUUUAUCUUCUCUAACUUUCUUGCUGAAGCUAGUUUCCUAAUGUUAUGUAGGAUAAUUUUUAUUUGUAACAUCUUAUUUUAUUGUGACAUCAAAGCAGUGCUUAUAAUAAAAUGUAAAAG